This is a messenger RNA of Clunio marinus, 641 nucleotides long. Lineage: Eukaryota; Metazoa; Arthropoda; Insecta; Diptera; Chironomidae. The record is from the annotation of a GenBank genome assembly.
CCACUUACAUAGUUUAACAUCCCUCUUUGAAGAAAAAGUUCAGACGAAAAAAAAAUUUUUUGAUAACGAGAAUAUCCGAGAAUUAAUCAUGGCAUCAUUAACCGGACGAAUCUUUCUUGCAGCUGCACGUAGAAAUGUCGCUUACACUCCAGUCCGCUUUUGCAAAAUGAUGAGCGAUCCACUUGAUCAUGCAACUGGUCUUGAAAAACGUGAGUUACUUGCAAAAGCAGCUGGAAACGAAGAUCCAUUUGACAUGAAAGUAUUCCAACGUGGACCUGGCACAAAGGAACAACCAAACUUGAUCCCAUCUGCUUUUGAUGCUCGUCUUGUAGGAUGUAUAUGCGAAGAAGAACAGACCUUUGUUCAAUGGAUGUGGCUUUAUCAAGGAACACCAAAGCGAUGCGAAUGCGGUUAUUGGUUCAAAUUAGUUGAGAAAGCUCCAGUUUAAGUGAUUCAGAUUCUUGUUUAUCUGUUCCCACAGCGUCUGUUCACCACUUUCCAUAUUCACAGCUUAAUUAUAGUUUUCUUUUCGUGUUUAAAAAAAAUAAUCAAAUGAGGAAAGUGUUAAAAAACUUGUUCCCGAUCAGCCAGCUGAGGGAAAGAAUAAAAUUUGUGAAAGAUUAGUGAAAAAAAAGAAAGAA